AGCAACAUUUUAUUUUUUACAUUUUCUUUAGAUCGAGAAGAAUUUUGUCAUGACGAGUUGUCAAUGGUAACGCCGAAGAAGCUUCAUCUAAAGAGUUCACUGUAUUGAUGUAUAAAGAGCAACUCCUCUGGAAAACAAGGAAAUUCUUGCUAUAGCUGCAAAGAAACAUGAUGGAUCCCACCAUGAAGAUAAAUGUCCUGAUAUUAUUGCUGUUUUGUAUCGCAGCGAGUGUUGGAGCAGCAAGUAACAGCACAACCGAAUGGUACACAGAACCGGAAGAGAUCAGUGAUUCUAUCCCAGUGGCCAUUACGAUCCUGGUGAUUCUCAUCCUCCUGCUGCUGAUAUGCAUUAUCAUUGUCCUAUUGGUUUGCAUAAGACUGCUGUCCAAAUCUACCAGAAGUAAAGAUCUAGAACCAGAUCCAUCUGUGAGAAGCAACAGGAAUGAGUCGUCACAUGAACAGCACAGUUACCCACCUGAACAGCGCAUGGAGCCUGUAGGAGGACAUCAACAACAGCAACAACACACUCCAGUCAUUUACGUGUCCCCUCAAAGCCAGCCUCGGAAGAGUGAACCCCAACAAUACUCUAUCCCUGGCCAUGUUUGUGUGUGCAAUGAAUGUAAAGAAAUCAGAAAACAACAAGGGAAGAGCCAACCCCAAACAUGAGCUAACAUACAAACCACAUUGUUUCAAUUGACUUUGUCAAACGUUGCUAAUUAAGUUGAUUAUGUCACGGUGGUAACAGUUUCAUGAGAAUACGACCUCUUAGUAUUCAUUCAGCCAUGCACAUACCUGUCAUCUUGAUUUUGAACGUUGGGUAUUUCAUCCCCCGGAAGGGGUGACUCUUGAAAAGUGGCUAGGGGGGCUCGACGGACGGUUUUGAAAAUGACCCUAAAAGGUGCGCAUAAAUUAACUGAGAUGCUGAUUUUAGACCCUAAAAGGUACGACCACAUUUAAAAUGACGUUUCCAACCAUUAUAUGUAUGACGUUUGAUAUUUUUCAAAACAAACAAAUCUGAUCCUAAAAGGUAGAGUCAGACGGGAGUCAGCCGGAGACCCUAAAAGGUACGCGAGGUCUCAUUUUCGACCCUAAAAAGGUCUGUUGAAUCCCCCUACCCACUUUUCAAGAGAGUCCUCCCCCCGGGUUUUAUCCUAGGCCGUACGUACAUUAUAUACCAUCUAUACAUGUAUAUCACUCAAGAAUCGAGCUAAAUGUCAUUGGUGACAAAACCCCAAACAUCAUUUUUUACGCAAGUAAUAAAUCUUUCUUCUUCUCCUUCCAUAAAA
Actinia tenebrosa (Australian red waratah sea anemone) is the source of this 1285-nucleotide messenger RNA. RefSeq lists its product as uncharacterized. The record is from RefSeq and is a predicted model, not a curated record. Lineage: Eukaryota; Metazoa; Cnidaria; Anthozoa; Actiniaria; Actiniidae.